AUGGAGACCUUCCAGCAGAUCAUGGACAUGGACGAGGACGACGGAGACGACGACUCCGAGGAGAAGCAUUCAUUCUCCAAGGGCAUCGUCUGGGGAUACUUUGACCAAGCAGAGGGUACUUUUAAAGACAUGGAGGAAGCUCUCGCCGCCAAAGACCUCGAAAAACUCUCUUCCCUCGGUCACUUUCUCAAGGGCUCCUCCGCCGCUUUGGGCAUCAUCAAGGUGCAGGCUUCCUGCGAAAAGAUGCAGCACUAUGGCAACCUCCGCGACGAGGAAGCCGGUGCUGAUCUCAAACCCGCCGAUGCCCUUGAGCGCAUCGCUGGUCUUUUGAGGGCUUGUAAGCGAGAUUACAAGGCCGCCAAGACCUGGAUGGAGAACCUGUACGAGGAAGGGGCCUAG
Molecule: messenger RNA, 399 nt
Organism: Cryptococcus wingfieldii CBS 7118
Lineage: Eukaryota; Fungi; Basidiomycota; Tremellomycetes; Tremellales; Cryptococcaceae
Product: osomolarity two-component system, phosphorelay intermediate protein YPD1
Exons: 2
Coding region: 1-399 (132 amino acids)
Biological process (GO): phosphorylation; phosphorelay signal transduction system
Cellular component (GO): nucleus; cytoplasm
Molecular function (GO): histidine phosphotransfer kinase activity; protein histidine kinase binding
Source: RefSeq, a predicted model, not a curated record